Lycium ferocissimum is the source of this 1933-nucleotide messenger RNA. Its product is annotated as probable pectate lyase 12. The transcript is spliced from 4 exons. The record is from RefSeq and is a predicted model, not a curated record. Lineage: Eukaryota; Viridiplantae; Streptophyta; Magnoliopsida; Solanales; Solanaceae. Gene Ontology annotation, molecular function: pectate lyase activity. The coding region runs from base 300 to 1781 and encodes 493 amino acids.
AAAAUUCAAUAUACUCUGUUGCUUUUCUGCUUGUAAAGCAUGGGUGAAUCCAGGUGAGAGAUUCUCUUAAACAAUGACUAUAAAUCAUGUCAGUUAGUUGCAAAUACAUACAAUCACUACUAUGAGUAGUCAGUAGAAAUACAAAACACUCCAAGACCCUACUUUUAAUUUGUUAUCUUCUCCCACAGUCAACAAUACAGAAUCCAUUUUCUCACUAUCACUCACUAAAAAACAUAACUUCAAAGUUUCUCUAUAAUGCAGCUAACUCACUGACCCCAAAACCCCAAAAAACACACAAAAUGCAGUUCGUUAUUGUAGAAAAGAUGCUCCAGAGAAGCUACAUUGUGGUUUUGUUGCUUUCAAGUUCAUUUUUUCCCUUUGCUUUUGGGAUUUUCUUGAAUGUCACUCUUCCUGGUCAGCAUCCUGAUCCUGAAGCCGUUGCUCUUGAAGUUACAAGGAAAGUAAAUGUAUCACUCUCAAAUCUCCAGACAAGAAGAAAAUUGUUGUCUUACUACACCAAUAUUGACCAAUCCUCUUGCCAAACCGGCAACCCAAUCGAUGAUUGUUGGCGAUGUGACCAUACUUGGCAAUUAAAUCGCCAAAGACUAGCUGAUUGUGCCAUUGGUUUUGGACAAUAUGCACUAGGUGGCAAAGGUGGUCGUUACUAUGUUGUCACCUCUUCCUCGGACCCCGACCCAGUCAACCCACCACCUGGCACUCUCCGAUAUGGUGUCAUCCAAGAAGAACCGUUAUGGAUUGUCUUCGCGGCAAACAUGGAGAUUAAACUCUCGGAGGAGCUCAUUUUCAACUCGUACAAAACCCUAGACGGUCGCGGGGUCAACGUGCACAUCACGGGUGGGGGGUGCAUAACGUUACAAUAUAUCUCGCAUGUCAUUAUCCACAACAUCCACGUCCAUCAUUGUUACCAAUCGGGCGAGACGAAUGUCCGUUCGAGCCCUACACAUUUCGGUUAUCGAGGAAAAUCGGACGGGGACGGGAUAUCGAUAUUCAGUUCGAAGGAUAUUUGGAUCGACCAUUGUUCAUUAUCGCAUUGUAAAGAUGGAUUGAUUGAUGUAGUAAUGGGGUCAACGGGGAUAACAAUAUCGAAUAAUCAUUUUUCACAUCAUAAUGAGGUAAUGUUAUUGGGACAUAGUGAUGACUAUUUACCAGAUUCAGGGAUGCAAGUGACAAUUUCAUUUAAUCAUUUUGGGAAGAAAUUAAUUCAAAGAAUGCCAAGGUGUAGGAGAGGGUAUAUACAUGUGGUGAAUAAUGAUUUUACAAGGUGGGAGAUGUAUGCAAUUGGUGGAAGUGGUAGCCCUACUAUCAAUAGCCAAGGAAAUCGAUAUAUUGCACCCGCUGACCCUUUUGCUAAAGAGGUGACAAAAAGAGUGGACACAGAAGAAGGACAUUGGAGGAAUUGGAAUUGGAGAAGUGAAGGGGAUGUAAUGGCAAAUGGAGCAUACUUUGUGGCCUCUGGGGAAGAAGUUGAGGUCAAUUAUGAAAAAGCUUAUAGUGUGGAGCCCAAAUCAGCAAAUUUCAUUGACCAACUUACACUGAAUGCUGGGGUCCUCAUUCACAGAAGCAGGGGAGGCAACAGUGGAAAAUGGACUUCUACCACCAACAAUGACACUGAAUCCGCCGGGGACGACAGCGGAGAAGAUCUCGUGGCAAUUUCCGGCGACGCCGACGACUACGGUGGUGAUGAGUCUGGAAGCUCUUCAAUCUACUCUAAUUUAUCCUUGUUAGUUAAUUCUCUAGUGGCAUUGUUAGCCUUCUUGUAGUCAGAAAAGUUUAAGACAUGAAAAAGGAAAAAGGAAAACAAAUUGACCUUUUUUCUUUUUUGAAGAACUAUUUAGAAAUUGUUGUUCAUGUGUUUUUAAUUUAAAGUACUUUUUUUUCUGUGGUGGCAAAAUUGUCGCCCUGAAUCCUUUAA